AUGGCGGCUCAAGUUCCCGCCGACCUCGCGUUCGAGGUGGUCGAGCUCCCGGGCAAGGGCAAAGGCGUCGUCUCGACUCGCGCCAUCAAGGCGGGCGAGCUCAUCCUCGCCGAGUCGCCGGCGUUCACGACGGGCAUGCGCCGCACCGAGCCCAUGAUCACCGCCGCCGUCGACAAGCUGUCGGCCUCGGACCGCCUCGUCUUCCACUCGCUCGCCCUGUCCGACAACAAGGCCGCCCUCGGCCCGUUCCUCGGCCGCAUGGAGACCAACGGCAUCGAGAUGGCGAGCGCGACCGGUGCGCCGCAGCAGGGCCUCUUCCUCCUCGGCUCGCGGUUCAACCACAGCUGCACGCCUAACAUCUGCCGCACCUGGGACGGCGGCCUCGGCAAGGAGCGGUUCGUCGCGAGCGUCGACAUCGACCAGGACAUCGAGCUCGAGAUCUACUACGACGCCCUGUACAAGCGCCAGCACGAGCGUCAAAACGAGCUGCACGCCAAGUUCGGCUUCUGGUGCAAGUGCCGCGCGUGCUGCCUCACCGGCGCCGAGCUCGCCGACAGCGACCAGCGUCGCGCCAAGAUCGACACGACGCGCCAGGUCCUGCCGCAGCUCAUCGCGCAGCCGGCGCGCUUCGUCCAGCUCGCCAAGGAGGCGCUCACCGCGCUCGAGCACGAGGGCAUCUACACGGGGCGCGGCCCGUUCGCGUACGACUGCUUCCAGGCGUCGGUCGCGUGGAGCGACCUCGAGGCGGCCAAGCUGUGGGCGGCGAGGAACCUCGAGCUGCAGAAGCGCGAGGCCGGCGUCGGUUCGAGCGAGUUCAAGCGCAUGGAGGCGCUCAAGGCCAACCCGAAGGCGCACCGCUCGUGGGGCGCGUUCGGGAGGAAGCAGAAGGUCGAGCGCCCGUGA
Molecule: messenger RNA, 903 nt
Organism: Rhodotorula graminis WP1
Lineage: Eukaryota; Fungi; Basidiomycota; Microbotryomycetes; Sporidiobolales; Sporidiobolaceae
Exons: 2
Coding region: 1-903 (300 amino acids)
Molecular function (GO): protein binding
Source: RefSeq, a predicted model, not a curated record